Cucurbita moschata (crookneck pumpkin) is the source of this 1852-nucleotide messenger RNA. RefSeq names its product cyclin-D5-1-like. Lineage: Eukaryota; Viridiplantae; Streptophyta; Magnoliopsida; Cucurbitales; Cucurbitaceae. Gene Ontology annotation, cellular component: cytoplasm; nucleus; cyclin-dependent protein kinase holoenzyme complex. The record is from RefSeq and is a predicted model, not a curated record. Gene Ontology annotation, molecular function: cyclin-dependent protein serine/threonine kinase regulator activity. The transcript has 5 exons. Bases 318 to 1328 code for a protein of 336 amino acids. Gene Ontology annotation, biological process: mitotic cell cycle phase transition; regulation of cyclin-dependent protein serine/threonine kinase activity.
AAUUGAUAUGAUAUGAUACGAGUUUGAUAGGAAAGAAAAGGGGAUUGAAGAGGGAAAGAAACUCAAUAUCUCAUCCGGUUGUUUUGGCGGCAACGAAACCGGUGUUUUCGCCCGCCUCCCCACUCGCCAAAGUCCACUCUUUUCCCUCUUUUUUUUUUUUUUUUUUUUCUCCUCACCUUCGCCCUCUUUCUCCACUCCAUGUUUUGGGCUUGUUCGUGGGUUUUAGGAGUUAAGGAGCUUCUCUACAAAUUUACCCACAUUCCCCUUUCUUAGACUUUUCUUCUUGUUCGAAUGUACAGAGAACCCGACGCCCAGAUAUGGGGUACACUACUGACCGAGCUUCUUCUUUCUCUCUCUCCAAUCUAUUGUGUCAAGAAGAUGCGUCUUUCUUGACUGACGAUGACCCCGAUGAACCCACCGCCCCUUCCGACCCGGUUCCCUUUUUUCUCGCCGAUGACGAUGAUGAGUAUUUUGAGAUCUUAGUUGCAAGAGAGACUGGGACUGAAUCUACAACCCCUUUGCCCUUAAAUCAUUCUCCGCCAUCUAUCCAGACCUGGUUGAGGACUGUCCGAUUGGAUGCAAUUGAAUGGAUUCUCAAAAGUCAGGUGCUUUUUGGAUUUCAAUUCCAUACUGCGUAUCUAUCCAUCACCUAUUUCGAUCGGGUUUUGUCUAUCCGGAACCUUCAAAAGAGGUCGUGGAUUUUCCGAUUGUUGGCUGUGGGAUCCCUGUCACUGGCGGCUAAGAUGGAGGAAUCUAAAACCCCUAAGCUAUCGAGUCUUCAAGUUGAGGGAUUUGAUAUGGAAAGCAAGGCAAUUCAAAGAAUGGAACUCUACAUUCUUAAUACCUUGGGAUGGAGAAUGAGCUCAGUCACUCCCUUUUCUUAUCUACAAUACUUAAUCCGAACGAUCUUCAUCGACUCCAAUUCACAAGGAUUACUCUCUAAAGCUGCGAAGUUUAUAAUGGCAACAGUUAAAGAGAUUAACUUAGUGGAUCAUCGACCAUCUAUCAUAGCUGCCGCUUCAUUAUUAGCUUCAUCUGAUGCUCAUAUGACAAGAGAACGGGUUGAGCUUAAUUUGAAAGCGAUACCUUCAUUUGGGUCUUUAGAAUAUGAAGAUGCAUUCUUUUGCUAUAAUCUGAUGCUCAAAACUGAGAAAGGGAAUGUGAAAGAAGAGAUUAUUGGAACUCCAUCAUCUUCAAUCUGCACAACCACCCCUAAUAUUGUUGACAACCGUUCUGCUACCUCCACUUCUGGUACUAAGAGUAAGAGACGACUCACAUUCGAGGAGUCCGAUCCAGAUUGUCCGGAGAAGAAGAUUCAUCGGCCAUAGUGAAACAUAGUAUGGUAUUAAUAAUGAGAAUCUAGGAUGUUUUUCACUCCAACAUUGUUGUUCGAGAUAAAUUUUUGUUGAUCAAACGAUUGGGGCUUCAUUUUUCCAAUACCCAAUAAAGGAUCCAGCAGUGACAGACAAGAAAUAGAAAUAAGGGAGAAGUAAAUAUGAGAGAAAGGGAUAAUUAUAGCCUGGACAAUGGAGUAAGAACAAGAAGAUGAAGAACACAAGAAGAAGCUGACUUAGUAUAAGAAAAAGAAAACCAUCAAAUUCCAAGAGAAUCCUUGAAGGAGACUGAAGGUUGUUGUGGUUAUUGCUAAUGUUUUUAUGUUCAUGAUCACUUGAUGCUGUCACUUGCUCUUUUCAUUAUAUUUAUUAAAUUUUGUUUUAUUUAGUUCCAUUGUUUUUGCCAUGAUGAUCACGAAUUUUAUUGUUGAGUAUCUAUUGCCACCCUACCUUUUGAUGGGAGGCUUGGGAUGCUUCCCCCUUCUCUUUCAAUACACUGGAGCUGAUAAAGUUUGUGC